This is a messenger RNA of Erigeron canadensis, 954 nucleotides long. Its product is annotated as heavy metal-associated isoprenylated plant protein 8-like. The coding region runs from base 1 to 954 and encodes 317 amino acids. Gene Ontology annotation, molecular function: metal ion binding. Lineage: Eukaryota; Viridiplantae; Streptophyta; Magnoliopsida; Asterales; Asteraceae. The transcript has 5 exons. The record is from RefSeq and is a predicted model, not a curated record.
AUGGCGGUGGCAAUUUGUAAUGGUGAUGCCGUGAUGGUGGCUCGAUUAUUGGUGGUGUCGAAGAACAAGAAGAAGAAGCCAAAUCACAAUAACCAGACCGGUGAACAGAAUCAGAAUCAGAAUCAGAAUGAAAAAGAAAAUGAGAAUGAAAAUGAAAAUCAGAAUCAGGAGGAAAAUAACACUAAUGCAGAUGAAAAGAGGGAUGAAAAUGCGGACGAAAAGGGUGAUGAAAAGGGUAAGGAAUCGAAAUCCGACAAGCAAAACACUGGAGUGAUUGUGUUAGGAGUUCACCUUCAUUGUCAAGGUUGUGUUGAAACGGUAGUGAAAUCACUCAGAGGAUUUGAUGGAGUGGAAGAAAUUGAGCCAAAUGCAAAAGAUAGCAAAGUGACUGUGAAAGGCAAAUCGGCAGAUCCAGUGAAGGUUGCAGAGCGUGUUAGGCGCAAAACUGGCAAGCCUGUGGAGCUGAUUUCGCCUAAACCAAAGAAAGAGGCUGACAAGAAAGACAAGGAUAAGAAGUCGGAGAAGAAACCCGAGGCACCAAAGGUUAUUGAGACUGUGUUGAAGAUCCACUUGCACUGCGGGGGUUGUGCUAAGGAAGUUAAGCAUUGCAUCCUCAAGAUGCACGGUGUCCAAACAGUCAAUGCUGAUAUAAACACAUCGCAUGUGACCGUAAAGGGGGCUUUUGAUCCAAAAAAUCUGAUAGCACAUAUUAGCAAGAGGGCAGGGAGGCAUGCAGAGGUUGUGAAUCCGAAGAACAAACAGAACAAGAACAAGGACAAGGACAACAACAAUGAUGGUGAACCGAAUGAAAAGAAUGAUGAGAACCCUAAUGAAAAGAACAAACAGAACAAGAAAAAGCAUGAGGGCUCUCCAUACCCAGACUUUCCUUCAGAAGUUGUUUAUGCUCCACAACUAUUUAGUGAUGAGAACGCUAAUGGCUGCUCCAUAAUGUAG